Talaromyces proteolyticus is the source of this 1818-nucleotide messenger RNA. Its product is annotated as dextranase. The record is from RefSeq and is a predicted model, not a curated record. Gene Ontology annotation, molecular function: hydrolase activity, hydrolyzing O-glycosyl compounds. The transcript has a single exon. Lineage: Eukaryota; Fungi; Ascomycota; Eurotiomycetes; Eurotiales; Trichocomaceae. Bases 1 to 1818 code for a protein of 605 amino acids.
AUGCUGAAGCUACAUGCGUUGGUCCUUGCAACUAGCACAUUAUGUAUACAAUUUGCCACCGGAGCAGUCCUGUAUCCACGUUCCGAUUCCGGUACGGCAAUAACGAACAAUACACAUUGUGGUACCGAUUUCUGUACCUGGUGGCAUAAUUCUGGGGAGGUCAACACGAAUACGCCUGUUCAACCAGGGAACGUGCGCCAAUCUCAUAAGUAUGCCGUGCAAGUGAGCUUGGCUGGUGCAAACACAUUUUAUGACUCUUUUGUGUACGAAUCCAUUCCCCGGAAUGGAAACGGCCGCAUCUAUGCUCCCACGGAUCCCCCCAACAGUAACACGCUAGAUUCAAGCAUUGAUGAUGGAAUCACGAUUGAGCCUAGUAUUGGCCUCAAUAUGGCAUGGUCCCAGUUCGAGUACGGCCAGGAUGUCGAUGUGAAGAUCAUGACUACCGAUGGCUCGGUAUUGGGGCCAACAAGCGAUGUUGUUAUUCGCCCUGUCUCGAUCUCCUAUUCGAUUUCUCAGUCCAGCGACGGCGGGAUUGUCAUCCGGGUUCCAGCAGAUGCUAACGGCCGCAAAUUUUCAGUGGAGUUCAAAAAUGAUCUGUAUACGUUCCGCUCUGAUGGCAAUCAAUACGUCACAUCAGGAGGCAGCGUCGUCGGUGUUGAGCCUACUAACGCACUUGUGAUCUUCGCAAGCCCGUUUCUUCCGUCAGGCAUGAUUCCUCAGAUGACAGCUGCUAACACGCAGACCAUGGUACCAGGUCCUAUCAAUAAUGGUGACUGGGGUUCUAAGCCAAUUCUUUAUUUCCCGCCAGGCGUAUACUGGAUGAAUCAAGAUCAAUCGGGCAACUCGGGAAAAUUAGGAUCCAAUCAUAUGCGUCUAAGCUCAAACACAUACUGGGUCUACCUUGCACCUGGUGCAUAUGUGAAGGGUGCUAUCGAGUAUUUCACCAAGCAGAACUUCUAUGCGACCGGCCAUGGUGUCCUAUCUGGCGAGAACUAUGUGUAUCAAGCAAAUGCUGGCAACAACUACGUUGCUGUAAAGAGCGAUUCGGCCGGCCUCCGGAUGUGGUGGCAUAAUAGCCUGGGGGGUGGUCAAACAUGGUACUGUGUUGGGCCGACAAUCAAUGCGCCGCCAUUUAACACCAUGGAUUUCAAUGGGAAUUCUGGCAUAUCAAGUCAAAUUAGCGACUAUAAGCAGGUGGGAGCCUUUUUCUUUCAGACGGAUGGGCCAGAGAUUUAUCCCAAUAGCGUGGUGCACGACGUCUUCUGGCAUGUCAAUGAUGAUGCAAUCAAAAUUUACUAUUCCGGAGCCUCUGUCUCACGGGCAACGAUCUGGAAAUGUCACAACGAUCCAAUCAUCCAGAUGGGAUGGUCGACUCGGCAGAUCAGUGGAGUCACAAUCGACACACUGAAUAUUAUCCACACCCGCUACAUUAAGUCAGAAACGGUAGUGCCUUCGGCUAUUAUCGGGGCCUCACCGUUCUAUGCAAGUGGGAUGAAUCCUAAUCCAAGCCAGUCCAUAUCUAUGACCAUCUCAAAUGUUGUUUGCGAGGGUCUUUGCCCGUCUCUGUUCCGAAUCACACCCCUACAAAGCUACAAGAAUUUUGCUGUCAAAAAUGUGGCAUUCCCCGACGGACUACAGACAAAUAGUAUUGGCACGGGACAAAGUAUAAUUCCAGCCGCGUCCGGCAUAACGAUGGAUCUAGAUAUCUCUAACUGGACCGUUGGUGGACAAAAGGUGACCAUGCAGAACUUUCCAGCCAAUAGCCUGGGGCAGUUCAACAUUGACGGCAGCUAUUGGGGGGAGUGGCAGAUUAGCUAA